Oikopleura dioica is the source of this 630-nucleotide messenger RNA. The record is from the annotation of a GenBank genome assembly. Lineage: Eukaryota; Metazoa; Chordata; Appendicularia; Copelata; Oikopleuridae.
AUGAAACUUUUUAGCAUUUUUCUUUCCGGAAUUCUCGCCGAUCGACAAUGCGGAGAUUACGCCUGCAUUGAGGCGAUGGAAACUGUAGGCUGCCUCGACACCUGCUACGAAGAUGGCGACUGUUUCGGGACUCAAAUGUAUUGUUGCGGAAAAUUAGCGGCCAACGAUUGGGACGAUCUGUUCAAGUUCCAGUCAGUUGUCCGAGCGGCUGGAGAAGCAAUGCGAAUCGAUCAUAAUAUUCUUGGAGCGAUUAUUUCUAGAGAGUCAAGAGCUGGAAGAAAGCUUGAGAGCUGGAAUGGAGAGUAUGGAUGGGGAAAGUGCAGUGGCGGAAGUUGCUAUGGAUGGGGACUAAUGCAGGUGGAUCGAAGAUUUCAUGAACCAAAAGGCGCUUGGGAUUCUCAAGAACACUUGGAGCAAGCCGCUCAAAUUCUCAUCGAUCAAAUCAACUGCAUUUCCCGAAAAUUCGACCGAUGGACUCUUCCAAUGAAAACCAAGGGUGGCAUUUGUGCCUACAGUGCUGGAUGCGCUCACGUCCAGAAUUAUGACGGCAUGGACAUCGGAGCUGACGGAAAUGAUUAUGCGAAUGAUUCUGUUUGCCGAGGGCAGUGGUUUAAAAACAGAGGAUUUUGA